Messenger RNA from Folsomia candida, 745 nucleotides. RefSeq lists its product as uncharacterized. Lineage: Eukaryota; Metazoa; Arthropoda; Collembola; Entomobryomorpha; Isotomidae. The record is from RefSeq and is a predicted model, not a curated record. The transcript has 3 exons. The coding region runs from base 87 to 593 and encodes 168 amino acids.
UAAAUAGGACCAGAAGCAGAAUUUGCUAAUUUAUUUCGCUCUCUGCAUUGAAAACUUAUUCAUUAACAGAACCAAGAAUUACGUAAAUGGCUGAACUGCUGAAAAAAGUGUUUGACUUGGAUAACAACAAAUUAUCAUUAUGGUUAUCUUGGUGGUGUGUUGCAGGAAUUCUGACCUCUUGGCAAAUUGAAUUCGUAAACUCUAGAGGAAUCUUCACCAGACAGAUCACAGAUCAUAACAGAUCACCUCAACAGCAAUCUGAUGAAUCCUCAGAGUACAAUUUUUCUCCAAAUUUUGGACAAUCAUCAAAUCAAAGGCCUCGAGGUCACCAAGUUGCCCGACAAUUGAUGCUGCACAAUCAAGAAAUGUCAAGUGGGACUGGAAUUCGAAAUCUUCCCCUUUACAAGCAAUCCUAUCCCGGUCUUUAUACGCAAAGUGAUUUAAAAGAAUUUGCAUCAUAUGAACCUACGAUGCCGGUAAGCCAUGGAUAUGCCCAUCAUGGAAAGGAAGGUCACCUUUUUCUCUUACAACCCGACACCACUAACAUUUAUAGAAGUGUGGCUCAUGGACUGUAUCAGGGCAAUCUCAUUUAACAAAUAUUUCGUUCUGAAUAAAUUAAUCAAACGCAUUUAUACGAUUGCUUCCUACUUUUAGUGAAUUUUCAAUUAGGUACGAAUUAUUUAUAUUAUUUACCUUGUUAUGUGUAAUAAAACUUGCGAACUUUCACUACUGAUUUUGCUAACAA